This is a messenger RNA of Camelus dromedarius (Arabian camel), 15213 nucleotides long. RefSeq names its product ankyrin 2 (gene ANK2). The transcript has 51 exons. Gene Ontology annotation, molecular function: protein binding. Lineage: Eukaryota; Metazoa; Chordata; Mammalia; Artiodactyla; Camelidae. The record is from RefSeq and is a predicted model, not a curated record. Bases 565 to 13104 code for a protein of 4179 amino acids. Gene Ontology annotation, biological process: signal transduction.
UGUAAGCCAAGUGGAUGCUUCUUGGUUUAAGCAAUUACAAGAGUAGUUUUUACCUGUCAUGCCGGUGAAGCGAGGUCAUUAGCAGCUUUAGUGUUCUGUAGAAAGACCAAGAGGGAGAAACUCAAAGGCAUUCACUGAGUCAUGCAAAAAUUCUCCUAUGUAGAGACGUUUACACAGCAGGAACUUAAGUCCAUGUGUAAAGCAGGCUGCUCGCAUGCUGAAAAACAAAACACCACCCCUCCCUCGCCUGCUCCCCCUCAGCCUCACCCCCCUCACUCCAUUGACAUGCAUAACUGGCCUGGUAGGUGUAAAAAUAGACUGGCAGCGCCUGAAUUGGAAAUGGUCACUGAAGGCAGCCUGCAGUUGCUGGGGUUUUGAGUUCUCUCUGACACCAGCAACCCGGUCAGCAGAUGGGGAGAGCUGGUGAGGGGCGUGUAGGGGAACUGAGCAGAGGAGCCAAGGGUCGUCUGGAUGAAUCGUCCCCGAUAGUGUCCCCCUGAGAGCCCUGGACAGAGCACAGACGGCAAAGACCGGCCCACUGACGGCAGGAACCGUAGAACUGAGAUGGGGAAUGCAGCUCUCUGCCCGUCUUGCCAGGCGGAUAAGAGCGUAAGAGCACAGGGACACUUGCAGGAAUUGGACAAAACCCCAGACUACUAUGGCUGUAACAGCGAGGACACCAAAGAACUGGGGGUGCGGUCUGACAGCAAUGCAAGCUUUCUCCGCGCUGCCAGAGCCGGCAAUCUAGACAAAGUAGUGGAAUACCUGAAGGGGGGCAUAGACAUCAAUACCUGCAACCAGAAUGGACUCAACGCUCUCCAUCUGGCUGCCAAGGAGGGCCAUGUGGGGCUGGUUCAGGAGCUGCUGGGAAGAGGGUCUGCUGUGGACUCUGCCACUAAGAAAGGAAAUACUGCUCUUCACAUUGCAUCUUUGGCUGGACAAGCAGAAGUUGUCAAAGUUCUCGUUAAGGAAGGAGCCAAUAUUAAUGCACAGUCUCAGAAUGGCUUCACUCCUUUAUACAUGGCUGCCCAAGAGAACCACGUUGAUGUUGUGAAAUAUUUGCUAGAAAAUGGAGCUAAUCAGAGCACUGCUACUGAGGAUGGCUUUACGCCCCUAGCUGUGGCACUCCAGCAAGGACACAACCAGGCAGUGGCCAUCCUCUUGGAGAAUGACACCAAAGGAAAAGUGAGGCUGCCAGCUCUGCAUAUUGCAGCCAGGAAAGAUGACACCAAAUCUGCCGCACUCCUGCUUCAGAAUGAUCACAACGCUGACGUACAAUCCAAGAUGAUGGUGAAUAGGACAACCGAGAGUGGUUUUACCCCUUUGCACAUCGCAGCCCACUAUGGAAACGUCAACGUGGCAACUCUUCUUCUGAACCGGGGAGCUGCAGUGGACUUCACAGCAAGGAAUGGAAUCACUCCUCUGCAUGUGGCUUCCAAAAGGGGAAACACAAACAUGGUGAAGCUCUUACUGGAUCGUGGUGGUCAGAUCGAUGCCAAAACUAGGGAUGGGUUGACACCCCUUCAUUGUGCUGCAAGAAGUGGACAUGACCAAGUGGUAGAGCUUCUGCUGGAACGGGGUGCUCCCUUGCUGGCAAGGACUAAGAAUGGGCUGUCUCCACUUCACAUGGCUGCACAGGGGGACCACAUGGAAUGUGUGAAGCACCUGCUGCAGCACAAGGCACCUGUUGAUGAUGUCACCCUGGACUACCUGACGGCCCUCCACGUUGCCGCACACUGUGGCCACUACCGUGUAACCAAACUUCUUCUGGACAAGAGAGCCAAUCCGAACGCCAGAGCCCUGAAUGGUUUUACUCCACUGCACAUUGCCUGCAAGAAAAACCGCAUCAAAGUCAUGGAACUGCUGGUGAAAUAUGGGGCUUCAAUCCAAGCUAUAACAGAGUCUGGCCUCACACCAAUACAUGUGGCUGCCUUCAUGGGCCACUUGAACAUUGUCCUCCUUCUGCUGCAGAACGGAGCCUCUCCAGAUGUCACUAACAUUCGUGGGGAGACUGCACUGCACAUGGCAGCCCGGGCAGGGCAGGUGGAAGUGGUCCGAUGCCUCCUGAGAAAUGGUGCCCUUGUCGAUGCCAGAGCCAGGGAGGAACAGACGCCUUUGCAUAUCGCCUCCCGCCUGGGUAAGACAGAAAUCGUUCAGCUGCUUCUACAGCAUAUGGCUCAUCCAGAUGCGGCCACUACAAAUGGGUACACGCCACUGCACAUCUCCGCCAGGGAGGGCCAGGUGGACGUAGCAUCCGUCCUCCUGGAAGCAGGAGCAGCCCACUCCUUAGCUACGAAGAAGGGUUUUACCCCUCUGCACGUAGCAGCCAAGUACGGAAGCCUGGAUGUAGCAAAACUUCUCUUGCAACGCCGUGCUGCCGCAGAUUCUGCAGGGAAGAAUGGCCUUACCCCGCUCCAUGUUGCUGCUCAUUAUGACAACCAGAAGGUGGCGCUGCUAUUACUGGAGAAGGGUGCGUCCCCUCAUGCCACUGCCAAGAAUGGCUAUACUCCUUUACAUAUUGCUGCCAAGAAGAAUCAAAUGCAGAUAGCUUCCACACUCCUGAACUAUGGCGCAGAGACGAACAUUGUGACAAAACAAGGAGUCACUCCACUGCAUCUGGCCUCACAAGAGGGGCACACAGAUAUGGUCACCUUGCUUCUGGACAAGGGAGCCAAUAUCCACAUGUCAACCAAGAGUGGACUCACAUCCUUACACCUUGCCGCCCAGGAAGAUAAAGUGAAUGUUGCUGAUAUUCUCACCAAGCAUGGGGCUGACCAGGAUGCUCACACAAAGCUUGGUUACACUCCUUUAAUCGUGGCCUGUCACUAUGGAAAUGUGAAAAUGGUCAACUUUCUUCUGAAGCAGGGAGCAAAUGUCAAUGCAAAAACCAAGAACGGCUACACGCCCUUGCACCAGGCUGCCCAGCAGGGCCACACGCACAUCAUCAACGUCCUGCUGCAGCAGGGGGCCAAGCCCAACGCCACCACCGCGAAUGGCAACACUGCCUUGGCGAUUGCUAAGCGUCUGGGCUACAUCUCCGUGGUGGACACCCUGAAGGUUGUAACCGAGGAGGUCACCACCACCACCACGACCAUCACUGAAAAACACAAGCUAAAUGUUCCUGAGACCAUGACUGAGGUUCUUGAUGUUUCUGAUGAAGAGGCUCUUAAACAGUUUGGUGACCACUUUAUUGAUGGGGAAGUGCUUAGUGAUUCAGGUGAUGACACAAUGACAGGUGAUGGGGGAGAAUACCUUAGACCCGAGGAUCUAAAAGAACUGGGUGAUGACUCUCUACCCAGCAGUCAGUUCCUGGAUGGUAUGAAUUACCUGCGUUACAGCUUGGAGGGCGGACGCUCUGACAGCCUUCGAUCCUUCAGUUCCGACAGGUCUCACACCCUGAGCCAUGCCUCUUACCUGAGGGACAGUGCCAUGAUCGACGACACAGUUGUGAUCCCCAGUCACCAGGUGUCAACUCUCGCCAAGGAGGCAGAAAGGAAUUCUUAUCGUCUGAGCUGGGGCACUGAGAACUUAGACAAUGUGGCUCUUUCUUCCAGCCCUAUUCAUUCAGGCCGCACCUCUCCAUGUCUUGAUCGUGACAGCAGCAGUUUCCUGGUAAGUUUUAUGGUGGAUGCCCGAGGCGGUGCUAUGCGAGGAUGCAGACACAAUGGGCUCCGCAUCAUUAUUCCACCUCGGAAAUGUACUGCCCCAACACGAGUCACCUGCCGGCUGGUCAAACGCCAUCGACUGGCGACAAUGCCUCCAAUGGUGGAAGGAGAAGGCCUGGCCAGUCGCCUGAUUGAAGUCGGACCUUCCGGUGCUCAGUUCCUUGGUAAACUUCACCUGCCAACGGCUCCUCCCCCACUUAAUGAGGGAGAAAGUUUGGUCAGCCGCAUCCUUCAGCUGGGGCCUCCUGGAACCAAAUUCCUUGGGCCUGUGAUCGUGGAGAUCCCUCAUUUUGCUGCCCUUCGAGGAAAGGAGAGGGAACUGGUGGUCCUGCGCAGUGAGAAUGGGGACAGCUGGAAAGAGCAUUACUGUGAAUACACUGAGGACGAACUGAAUGAAAUCCUUAAUGGCAUGGAUGAAGUGCUGGAUAGCCCGGAAGACCUAGAAAAGAAACGGAUCUGCCGCAUCAUUACCCGUGACUUCCCACAAUACUUUGCGGUGGUGUCCCGCAUCAAACAGGACAGCAACCUGAUUGGCCCAGAGGGAGGCGUGCUGAGCAGCACGGUGGUGCCCCAGGUGCAAGCCGUCUUCCCGGAGGGGGCGCUAACCAAGCGGAUCCGCGUAGGCCUACAGGCUCAACCUAUGCACAGCGAGUUGGUUAAGAAGAUCCUAGGCAACAAAGCUACCUUCAGCCCUAUAGUCACUUUGGAACCUAGAAGAAGAAAAUUUCACAAGCCAAUUACCAUGACCAUUCCUGUCCCCAAAGCUUCAAGUGAUGUCAUGUUGAAUGGUUUUGGGGGAGAUGCACCAACUUUAAGAUUACUAUGCAGCAUAACAGGUGGAACCACCCCUGCUCAGUGGGAGGAUAUUACAGGAACUACGCCAUUAACAUUUGUCAAUGAAUGUGUUUCCUUUACAACCAAUGUGUCUGCCAGGUUCUGGCUGAUAGAUUGUCGACAAAUCCAGGAAUCCGUUACCUUUGCAUCACAAGUGUACAGAGAAAUUAUCUGUGUUCCAUAUAUGGCCAAAUUUGUAGUGUUUGCCAAAUCACAUGACCCCAUCGAAGCCAGGUUGAGGUGUUUCUGCAUGACCGAUGAUAAAGUGGAUAAGACCCUUGAACAACAAGAAAACUUUGCUGAGGUGGCCAGAAGCAGGGAUGUGGAGGUAUUAGAAGGAAAACCCAUCUACGUUGAUUGUUUUGGCAACCUGGUGCCAUUAACCAAGAGUGGUCAACAUCAUAUAUUCAGUUUUUUUGCCUUCAAAGAAAACAGACUUCCUCUCUUUGUCAAGGUACGUGAUACAACUCAGGAACCUUGCGGACGACUAUCAUUUAUGAAAGAGCCAAAAUCUACCAGAGGCCUGGUGCAUCAAGCUAUUUGCAACUUAAACAUCACGCUGCCAAUUUAUACGAAGGAAUCAGAGUCAGAUCAAGAACAGGAGGAAGAGAUCGAUAUGACAUCAGAAAAAAAUGAUGAGACAGAAUCUACAGAAACAUCUGUCCUGAAAAGCCACCUGGUUAAUGAAGUUCCUGUCCUAGCGAGUCCGGACUUGCUCUCUGAAGUUUCUGAGAUGAAACAGGAUUUGAUCAAGAUGACCGCCAUCUUGACCACAGAUGGAUCUGACAGGGCAGGUUCCAUUAAAGUGAAGGAGCUGGUGAAGGCUGCUGAGGAGGAGCCCGGAGAGCCUUUUGAAAUUGUUGAACGAGUAAAAGAGGACUUAGAGAAAGUGAAUGAAAUCCUGAGAAGUGGGACCUGCACCAGAGGUGAAGGCAGUGUGCCGAGGUCUCAGUCAGAGAGAGAAUUAGUGGAAGAGGAAUGGGUUAUUAUCAGUGAGGAGGAAAUAGAGGAGGCUAAGCGAAAAGCACCUUUAGAAAUCACUGAAUAUCCAUGUGUCGAGGUUAGAAUAGAUAAAGAGACCAAAGUCAAAGGAGAGAAAGACUCAACGGGGCUAGUGAACUACCUUACUGAGGAUCUAAAUUCCUACAAGUCUCCCCACGAAGAGCAACCGCAGACAUUGCAUGACCUGGCAGGGGAGAUGUGUGAGUCCCAGGGUCCUGACAGGAGCUCUGAAAGCAAAGGGAAAGGUGCCCCCUCCGAGGAGACACAGAGUACACAGAAACAGCCCAAACCCAGCCUGGGAAUCAAGAAGCCAGUGAGAAGGAAAUUAAAAGAAAAACAAAAACAAAAAGAGGAUAGUUUACAAGCUAGUGCAGAAAAAACUGAACUUAAAAAAGAGAGUUCAGAAGAAUCAUUAGAUGAAGACCUCGGUUUAGCCCCUGAGCCUCUUCCCCCUGUAAAAGCUACGUCACCUUUGAUAGAGGAAACUCCCAUUGGUUCCAUAAAGGACAAGGUGAAGGCCCUUCAGAAACGCGUGGAAGAUGAACAGAAAGGGCGAAGCAAGUUGCCUGUCAGGGUCAAAGGCAAAGAGGAUGUGCCCAAAAAGAUAAACCACAGGACACAUCUUGCUGCGUCCCCCUCCCUAAAAUCAGAGAGGCAUGGCCCAGCAUCACCCUCCUCUAAAACAGAAAGACACUCUUCUCUUUCCUCCUCUGCAAAAGCCGAAAGGCACCCUCCGGUAUCACCAUCAAGUAAAACUGAGAAACACUCACCUGUGUCACCCUUGGCCAAAACUGAAAGGCACUCUCCUUUGUCAUCGUCAAGUAAAACUGAGAAACACUCCCCCGUGUCUCCCUCAACAAAAACUGAAAGACACUCCCCCGUGUCCUCUUCUACCAAAGCAGAAAGACACCCACCAGUCUCACCUUCAGGUAAAACAGACAAACGCCCACCUGGAUCGCCCUCUGGGAGAACAGAGAAACAUCCACCAGUAUCCCCGGGCAGAACAGAAAAACGCUUGCCUGUAUCACCAGCUGGAAGAAUGGAAAAGCAUUCGCCUGCAUCGACCUCUGGGAAAACUGAGAAGCACCUGCCUGUGUCACCUUCUGGGAAAACAGACAAGCAACCACCUGUCUCUCCCACCUCAAAAACAGAAAGAAUCGAGGAGACGAUGUCUGUUCGGGAGUUGAUGAAAGCUUUCCAGUCAGGUCAGGACCCAUCCAAACAUAAGACUGGACUCUUUGAGCACAAGUCAGCCAAACCAAAACAGCCACAAGAGAAAGGCAAAGUUCGGGUAGAAAAAGAAAAGGGGCAGGUAGUAACCCAGAGAGAAAUGCAGAAAACAGAGAGUCUGACAAUCAAACGAGGCCAGAGAUUCCUGGUCACAGGACCCUCAGAGUCCAGAAGAGCGGUUCGUGCUUCCUUCAUAGGGUUUAAGAGAGAAGACGUAGCUGGAGAGGAGAAAGUGCUCAACCACAAAACACCUGAACCUGUUCAUCCAGCACCUGAAGGAGAAAGUCAUAAAGAUAGUGAAGCCCCUAAAGAAAAGCUGGCUGAUGAACAGGGAGACAUGGAUCUCCAGAUCAGCCCAAACAGGAAAACCUCCACUGACUUUUCUGAUGUCAUUAAGCAAGAAUUGGAAGACAACGACAAAUACCAGCAGUUCUGCCAGAGUGAAGAGACUGAGAAGGCGCAGCUCCACUUAGACCAAGUGCUCACUAGUCCUUUCAACACAACAUUCCCACUGGAUUACAUGAAGGAUGAGUUCCUCCCAGCUCUGUCUCUACAGAGCAGCGCUCUAGCCGGCAGUUCCGAAAGCCUAAAGCACGAAGGGGUAACAGGUUCCCCAUGUGGCAGCCUGAUGGAAGGGACCCCUCAGAUUAGUUCAGAAGAAAGCUAUAAGCAUGAGGGCCUGGCAGAGACCCCCGAGACCAGCCCAGAAAGCCUUUCUUUCUCACCAAAGAAAAGCAAGGAGCAAAUUGAGGAAGCAAAUGGGACUACCAAGUUAGAAACAUCACCAGAGAUUCACUCUGAAAAAGAACAUCCAUCAACAAAGGACAUUACAGAUGGCUCUGAAGGGCAAGGGGACGCAGUCACAGGGGCCAAGGAGCCCUCUGCUGAGCCUUUGCUGAAGGAAGCCGCCCUAGACCCUUCUAAAGACACUAGCCCCCAACAAGGAAGUGAUUACCUUGGCAGUCAAGGUGUGUCAUUAGCAAAAGAAACAUCCAAAGGACUGACUGAGGAAGUGUCCUGUGAUGAAGGUCCACUUACAUAUGUUAGUUCACCCCCCGAGACACAAACUGAUAUGAAAGUUCAGGAGUCCUCAACCACUGAGCCCUCAGAUGAGACAAAGACAUCACCACUGCCUGAUGUUGCUGUCAAGACAGACCCAGGGACUGAAUCAAAGCCCCAGGGAGUCAUUAGAAGUCCCCAAGGGUUAGAACUUGUACUCCCUAACCGUGACAGUGAGGUCUUCAGCCCUGGGGCUGAUGAAUCAUUUGCAGUGAGUCACAAAGACUCCCUGGAAGCCAGCCCUGUGCUGGAGGAUAAUUCCUCACACAAAACUCCUGAUUCUCUGGAACCGAGUCCUCUGAAAGAAUCUCCAUGCCAUGACUCUCUUGAAAGCAGCCCUGUUGAACCAAAGAUGAAGGCUGGAAUUCUCCCAAGUCACUUUCCUCUUCCUUCAGUCGUUGCCAAAACAGAAAUCUUCACAGAAGUGGCCUCUAUGCGGUCCCGGCUGCUCCGUGACCCAGAUGGCAGUGCUGAGGACGACAGCCUUGAACAGACGUCACUCAUGGAGAGCUCAGGGAAGAGCCCCCUUUCUCCUGACACCCCCAGCUCCGAAGAAAUUAGCUAUGAGGUCACACCCAAAACCACAGAUGCAGGCACACCAAAACCAGCUGUGAUUCCCGAAUGUGCGGAAGAAGAUGACUCAGAAAAUGGGGAGAAAAAGAGGUUCACACCCGAAGAAGAAAUGUUUAAAAUGGUAACCAAAAUCAAAACGUUUGAUGAACUUGAACAAGAAGCAAAGCAGAAAAGAGACUACAAAAAAGAACCCAAGCAAGAAGAAUCUUCUUCAUCCUCUGACCCUGAUGUUGAGUGUUCAGCAGACAUGGAUGAACCAAAACAUACAGAGAGUAUAGAGGAUGAAAGCGAUGUCCCUGUUGUAGUAACAUCAGAGGGCAGGAAGGCUUCUUCCUCCUCAGAGAGUGAGCCUGAGCUGACACAGCUGAAAAAAGGUGCUGACUCAGGCCUUUUAUCAGAGCCAGUUAUUCGAGUACAACCUCCUUCCCCACUUCCAUCCAGCCAAGACUCAAAUUCCAGUCCUGAAGAAGUACAGUUUCAGCCUAUCAUUUCCAAACAGUAUACGUUUAAGAUGAAUGAAGAUACUCAAGAAGAUUCAGGUAAAUCAGAAGAAGAAAAAGAUGGUGAACCUCAUUUACGUGAAGACAGUUGUACGGUUGCCACUGACGGCCCAGAGAUGUCUUAUGAUGAUCGAAAUGGAGAUGCUGAUCAACCAGAAAUCCACGAAGGCCAUGGGUGUGAGGCUGGGAGUCCUAGCAGCUCAGCCACUCUGGUCUCUUCAGGUCUCCACAGUGCCACUGGUGAUGAUGUCAGUGAGCAGCUCAUUAUCCAUAAGGAAUCAUUAGCUCUCCAAGAUGCUGGUGAAAGAGAAACAGAAGGAGAAGAGCUUGAUGUUUCUAGAGUUGAAUCUCUACAAGUAGAUUACCCCAGUGAGAGCUCUUCAUCUUUGUCCUCUUUGCCUCAUUGUCCAGCAUCUGAAGGAAAAGAAUUAGAUGACGACAUAGUCUCUCCAUCUUCUACUACAAAAAUGGAGGUCACAAAAACUGACCAAGCUUUUGAGAGUGUACCAGAGGACUGUUCCACUCAAGACUCAUUCAUCACUACUCAGACAGAUAGGUCGUCCUUGGAUGUUCCAGUGUCCAACCCAACAGAGACUGAUGAAAUCUAUGAUCCUCAAAUCAUAAGCCCUUAUGAAAAUGUUCCUUCCCAGUCUUUCUUCUCUAGUGAAGAAAGCAAAACCCAAACAGAUGUGCAACCCACAAGUUCUCACUCUUCUGAAGUGUAUUCUGUUACUAUUACAUCCACUAUUGAAGACGGAGUAGUGACAAGCUCCUCUGAUACACCUGUUUCAAGCAAAGAAUCUAAUUUUGAGGACCAGAACUUGGAAGCAGAAUGCAAACAAGAAAGUACCUCAUGGGAAAUGCAGCCAGAUAGAGCCCCCUCAUCUUCAAAGCCAACUGUACCAACUUCAUCAACAGUCGUUGGUGAACAGAUAAGCAAAGUCAUCAUCACAAAAACUGAUGUGGAUUCUGAUUCCUGGAGUGAAAUCCGUGAGGAUGAUGCAGCCUUUGAGGCACGAGUAAAAGAGGAAGAGCAAAAGAUAUUUGGUUUGAUGGUAGACAAACAAUCACAGGGUACCACCCCAGACACCACUCCUGCUAGGACCCCAACUGAAGAGGGGACCCCAACCAGUGAGCAAAAUCCAUUUCUCUUUCAGGAAGGAAAAUUGUUUGAGAUGACCCGAAGUGGUGCCAUUGAUAUGACCAAAAGGUCUUAUACAGAUGAAAGUUUUCACUUUUUCCAAAUUGGGCAAGAAUCCAGGGAAGAGACUCUCUCUGAAGACGUGAGAGAAGGAGGUACAGGCACUGAGUCCCCACAGCUGGAGACAUCAGCUGAGUCAUUAGCACUCUUAGAAUCAAAAGAAACAGCAGGUGAUGAAGCAGACUUACUCCCAGAUGACAUGAGUGAGGAAGUAGAGGAAAUACCCGCUUCAGAGGCUCAACUUAACUCUGAAAUGGAAAUUUCAGCCUCCAUGGAAACACCAGUGAAAGAGGCUCCUUCUGCAGGGGCUGAGGACCUUCCUGCUACGCAAAUGAGUGAUACACCUCCUCUGUCCAGUGUGAAGGAGACAGCUUGCCCUGACUCCCCUGAACCAGUUGUACAAGUUCAGUUAGAUUUUUCCACAGUCACUAGGUCUGUAUAUUCAGAUAGGGAUGAUUCUCCCGAUUCUUCCCCAGAGGAACAGAAAUCAGUCAUUGAAAUCCCUACUGCACCCAUGGAGAAUGUGCCUUCCAGUGAAAGCAGAUCGAAAAUCCCCAUAAGGACUAUACCCACUUCAACCUCAGCACCUCCAUCUAUGGCGUAUGAGAGUUCCCUUUCUGAAGAUUUUCUACCCAGCCUGGAUGAGGAAAGUAAAGAGGAUGAAAUAAAACCAAAGUCUAAAAUCCCCGUGAAAGCGCCCGUCCAGAGAGUCGAGCAGCAGCUUUCACAUCUAGACUCAUCUCUACAGAAGACAGUGGCUCCUCAGGGACAGGACAUGACAAGCAGAGCACCGGAUAGUAGAAGCAAAUCUGAAUCUGAUGCCAGUCCUUUGGACACAAAGGCCAAAAGUCCAGUAAACGCUAGAAGUUAUGUUGAGACAGAAACAGAGAGCGGAGAGGGGGCAGAGGAGGCUGAGUUAGAAUCAGAAGAAGAAGCCACAAGACCAAAGAUAUUUGCAUCCCGCUUGCCAGUAAAGAGCAAAAGCACCACAUCUUCCAGCAGAGGGGCCACGAGCCCCACGAAAGAAAGUAAGGAGCACUUCUUUGACCUUUACAGGAACUCCAUAGAAUUCUUUGAAGAGAUUAGUGAUGAGGCUUCCAAGUUAGUGGACAGACUUACACAGUCAGAAAGGGAGCAGGAAUUAGUUUCAGAUGAUGAGAGCAGUAGUGCCCUGGAAGUUUCAGUAAUUGAAAAUCUACCACCUGUUGAGACCGAGCACUCACUUCCCGAGGACAUCUUUGACACAAGGCCCAUUUGGGAUGAGUCCAUUGAGACUCUGAUUGAACGCAUCCCUGAUGAAAAUGGCCAUGACCAUGCUGAAGAUCAACAGGCUGAGCAGGAACGGAUCGAGGAAAGGCUGGCUUAUAUUGCUGAUCACCUUGGCUUCAGCUGGACAGAAUUAGCAAGAGAACUGGAUUUCACCGAGGAGCAAAUUCAUCAAAUUCGAAUUGAGAACCCUAACUCCCUUCAGGACCAGAGUCAUGCGCUUCUGAAGUACUGGCUAGAAAGGGAUGGGAAACACGCUACCGAUACCAGUCUCAUUGAAUGUCUCACCAAGAUCAACCGAAUGGAUAUUGUUCAUCUCAUGGAGGCCAGCACAGAGCCCCUCCAGGAGCGCAUCAGUCACAGCUACGCAGAGAUUGAACACACAAUCACCCUGGAUCACAGUGAAGGGUUCUCAGUACUUCAGGAGGAGCUAUGCACUGCACAGCACAAGCAGAAAGAGGAGCAGGCUGAUUCCAGAGAGGGCGAUCAUCCUCCCAUCGUCUCAGAGGAAGACAUUUCUGUCGGCUACUCCACUUUUCAGGAUUCCAUCCCCAAAACUGAGGGGGACAUCUCAGCAACAGAGCACCUUCCCCCGACUCACCAGGAGCACGCUCAGCAGGAUUUCUCAGGGAAAAUGCAGGACCAGCCUGAAGAGUCAUCUCUUGAACAGCAGGAAUACUUCGUGACCACCCCAGGGACGGAAGUAUCAGAGACCCAAAAGGCCACGGCAGUACCUGGCUCUCCCAGCCAGACACCUGAGGAAGUCAGCAGCCCUGCCGAGGAGGAGAGGCCGUACCCCCAGACCCCGACAUCGAGCGGGCGAGGAGACUCUCCCAUCGUACAAGAACCUGAAGAGCCCCCAGAACGGAGGGAGGAGGGUUCGCCCCGGAAAAGCAGCCUCGUGAUAGUGGAGUCUGCCGAGGACCAGCCGCGGGCCUUUGAGAGGCUCGAUGAAGAGGCAGCUUUUCAAAAGGAGCUCACAGAGGAAUUAGGUGAGCUGGAGGCCAGCUCAGAUGAGGAGGCGAUGCUAACUACCAGGGUUGUCCGCCGGCGAGUGAUUAUUCAGGGAGAGGAUAUGCCCGACAUAACCCCAGAAUCAGUCACUGAAGAAGAAUACGUUGAUGAGCGCGGACACACUGUGGUGAAAAAGGUUACUAGGAAAAUCAUUAGGCGGUACGUAUCUUCUGAUGGCAUAGAGAAAGAAGAGAUUACGAUGCAGGGAAUGCCACAGGAUCCUGUCAACAUUGAGGAAGGGGAUGGCUAUUCCAAAGUCAUAAAGCGCAUCAUACUGAAGAGUGACAUGGAACAGUCAGAGGUCACUGUGUCUGAGCCCAGCCUUUUGUGCAGUACUUCACAAUUUCAGGCUGAACCUGUGGAAGGCCGUAGAGUCAGCAAAGUUGUUAAAACAACUAUGGUACACGGAGAGAGGAUGGAGAAGCAUCUGGGGGAUUCUAGCUUAGCCACUGAUCUUCCUUCAGCCAAAGAUGACUUUGAAGAGGCUUUGAGCUACACAGGUAGCCACAUGAAAGUCCACUCCCCCAGUUUAGUAGAGAAUGAAGUCCUGAAGGAGGAUGGAUCAAUAAUUAGAAGGACAACCAUGAGUAAAGCUAGAACCCAGAAGAGGGCUGUGGUGAAGGACCAGCACGGAAAACGCGUUUACUUGGAGCACCUGGAGGAUGUCCCAGGAGCACUAGACCAGGACGACCUCCAACACGACCUCCAGCAACUCCUUCGGCACUUCUGCAAGGAGGACUUGAAGCAAGAGGCCAAAUGAGGGGCUGCCCAAUUCUCACAACAGAAACCACGCAUUCACUUGAUAUGCAACUUCCCAUUUCAUUAGAGGGCUGACCUAACUGGCCGGAUUAAUGGGAUACCCUGAUAUUUCCACGUCUAGCAAAUACACGGCAUCUCAUUUGAGUUUUUCCCCCAUCCUCUUUAACUGUAAGCUAAUUUGUGACCAAAGAUAGCAUCCUUCAUUCUGGAUGCUGUAUCCACCACUUUGUUGUGUCUGUGCUAACCUGGGAACUGGCCGCCUCCAUUGUUCUUGGCUUCUGCACAAGCUCCAUGAAAAUCCAUUGAACAGAAGAACUUCACCUGCAGACCUCUUCCAAUGAUGACACAUAGGAAUCCUACAAAGAGAGAUCUGUGUACAAUAUGUAGCUAAAAUGCUCAGAUGGACAACACGUUAAAAUUAAAACCACUGCCUGUCAUAACUACACUGGGCAUCACAGAAAAAAGGCCUCUAGAAAUUGCUGAACAACGAUUCAUUAAGAUAUUGCUAACACAAUCGAAUGAUGACACAGUUCUACUGCAAAAGAAGCACUUCAGACCUACCAUGUCCUUAGAACUUCCAGAGUAGCCCUUGCUCCUAGUUAGCGAUGGACUAAUAACCUUGAAGAACUGUCCUAACUAAGCACUUACUGCUGAUGCUGGCCAGCCGUGAUUUAUGACUUGCCAACAGCCACUGAGGGAGGGCAGGAAGGGAGUGGAGGUGACCAGAAGGAAACAAUAAGGUACUCAGGUGCUGGCAGCUGCAUCCUGUGCUGUCCGGCAUCUUCAGGUCCUUUGGAUUUGGGACACGUUGGCAGGGUAUUUUAAAAAGCUAUAACUACUGUAGUUUUCCAGUUUUCAUUGCUGCUUUAGCAAACCACGCUGUCUUAUUGGUGGUACUUUCUCCUGGCCACUGCACUGUAGAUAAUUCAUUGGAAACAAGAUUUGCCCACUACACAAAUGGUUAAGCUCCUUCACCAUGUUGGAGUAGUUUCUUCUUCUUUUUUUUACCCCCCUCUGGGUUUAUAUCUUCUCUGAUACCUGCAUGUAGCAUUGAAGAAUCAAAACCACAGUCCAGACCCCUCUUCUGAUCACAUUAAUGGUUUUCAUUCUUUUGACCCUCAGCAAGCACUGUUCACUUUUCAGCUAGGUCUGUUUUUUAGCUUGCAGACUAGAUUGAGAAAUCCUGAAAAAUUUGGUUUGGGUUAAAAUUUUUGAUUUAUUUAUUUGAAAUCCAAACUCCCUUGGAAACUCUGAAGUGUGUUCGUGCACUUUCCUGUUUGUUUCAGAGAAGGGACUUUAAUCAUCUGAGUGAUUUCCACGUCCUAUUCCUUAUUCCUCUAGUGGUUGACGCUGUGUAGCAUUUUAACAUAUAUAUAUAUAUUCACAAAUAUAUUCAUAUAAACAGUAUACAUUUUGAAUCAGUUAUUUGUUAAAGAAAAGUAUAUUCAAUGAAGAUGAGAUUAAAAAGAUUUUAAAAACCAGAGUCUAUCCUCCAGGGAUUAAACAUUUUCCAAUUCUAUCUGGUCUUUUCCUGUUGUGCAAAAAUGACUCAUUGUUCCGAAUGUCAAAAGCAAAUACGACAAACAAUGACACUUCAUCAUUUCAAGUAACGUUGCCAAGAGAGAAAAUUUCCUGGGAGGGAGGUUUCCCACAAGCCAGAUCUCCUAAGCCUCAAAGGCUAGUACUGUUUGGCAGUUGGAUAGGAAAUAAAGCAUUCUUUGGCAGCCAAAAUGAAGGAGGCCAGUGGUGAACCUUUUUGAGACUCACCACGGCCUUCUUGUCCAAACCUUCACUGGAGCUCAAGAAAAGCAUUUCUGUUGUGUUAUUUGCAGUGCAGAUGAUGUCUGUGUAACAACAUAAUGGUUAUUCACCUUUUUUUUUUCAGUUUUGAUUUUUGCUGUGUAAUCAAAAAACUUGAAUACUGUGAGAAGAAGUGAAUUUUCAGUUGACGAAUCAGCAUCUUGUUCCCAUGGUGAUAACACUAAUUGAAUAUAUCUAUGAGGGCAUGUAUUAGUUAACGGAAAAAAAAUACAACACUAACAAUACAUAGCUGCAAUGUGUACAAUGGCUGAUUUAAUUAAAUAAAAUGUACAAGUGUUAAAUGUGGCAA